AUGGCUAGAUCCCACCAGCGGUAUCGCGGCGUCCGACAGAGACAUUGGGGUUCUUGGGUCUCCGAAAUUCGCCACCCUUUACUGAAGACCAGAAUUUGGCUAGGCACAUUCGAAACGGCGGAGGACGCAGCAAGAGCAUACGAUGAAGCAGCGAGGCUCAUGUGCGGCACAAAGGCACGUACCAAUUUCUCAUACAAUCCCAAUGAGACCAUGUCACAUUCAUCCAAGCUUCUCUCGGCAGCUUUGAUUGCAAAGCUCCACAAAUGCAACAUGGCCUCUCUGCAAAUGGCCAAAACUACUAAUAACAAGCCAGUUCCAAAGGAGGAACCACAGCAACAAGUACACUACAAUCCAGCAGCCCCUUCUGCCACCUGCAUUAUCGAAACCGGCGACGUUUCGGGUUUCGAUUGGCCCGAGAAGAUCAGAGAGUACAGUGGAGUGCAGCAAUGGGUUGAACAGGGGAGCUGGGUUGGUGGUGGUGAUCAGGUACUCGGGAGUCCACACGAUCAUCAGCAGCAUCAUCAGCAUCAGCAGGAGUUUAUUGAGAGACUUGAGGAUGAUCAUAUAGAGCAGAUGAUUGAGGAGCUGCUUGAUUAUGGUCACAUUGAGAUUUGUCCUGGUGUUUCAACAUAG
This is a messenger RNA of Prunus armeniaca (apricot), 633 nucleotides long. The record is from the annotation of a GenBank genome assembly. NCBI's taxonomy places the organism in Eukaryota, Viridiplantae, Streptophyta, Magnoliopsida, Rosales, Rosaceae.